AUGAGCUUCGAUACAACCGAGGUGGAUCGCCAGGUGCCCGAGGUGGACCGCGGGAUUGUACCAGAUGCAUCCACGGCACUGCUUACAGUUAAGAUUGGGGAUGUCUCGCGUACAUCCCGCAAACAUUUGACCGUCACAACUUUUGGAUUUUUAGUGUCUGAGGGCCUGGACGUAUUUCGUGCUAAGGUGGACUCGUGUACUAACAAGGCACUGGAAAAUGUCCAUGGUCACCCGUACGUUCGGGAGGACAUGGGCCUGUACAUGCGACCAGGCGCUCACUCAAAGCAGGCAGAGUUGGUUCAGAUCACGUUCAGCAACUUUGAGAGUCGUGUAGCCAGAAGCUAUAAAAACUAUCUUAAGCGUAAGACGGAGGAUUCGUUUCGCUGCGAGGUUUAUGUGUACGUUAAGAAGAUUGAACCAUUGCGACGCCGGCGAAUGAAGGAUAUACUAGAGAGCAAGAAUGCAUCGGAUUUGCUUAGGGACUUUACGCAAAGUCAAGGGAUGAGCUCAAACGGUGAGCCUUCGGGAACUUUGAAGCGAAAGCAUUCCAUAGGCUCUGAAGAAGAUGAACGUUGUCAUUCUCUACAGGAUGUAGCAUUCUACCACACAGUGCGAAUGAUUGUAAACGGAGUUAUUGUACCUGUACAAGUUAACGUGCAGGAUCUACUUGCGUGCUUCGGAUCAUUUCAGCAGCAGACACUCGGUCCUGGUACCAGCGUGGAAGCUCAUGAAAGUGAUGAUAUUGGUGCAGAAGGAAGCAAUUUUCAUGAGUGA
Plasmopara halstedii is the source of this 774-nucleotide messenger RNA. RefSeq lists its product as uncharacterized. The transcript has a single exon. NCBI's taxonomy places the organism in Eukaryota, Oomycota, Peronosporomycetes, Peronosporales, Peronosporaceae. The coding region runs from base 1 to 774 and encodes 257 amino acids. The record is from RefSeq and is a predicted model, not a curated record.